This is a messenger RNA of Lethenteron reissneri (Far Eastern brook lamprey), 3210 nucleotides long. RefSeq names its product muscarinic acetylcholine receptor M3-like. Gene Ontology annotation, cellular component: plasma membrane; dendrite; synapse. Lineage: Eukaryota; Metazoa; Chordata; Hyperoartia; Petromyzontiformes; Petromyzontidae. Gene Ontology annotation, biological process: G protein-coupled receptor signaling pathway, coupled to cyclic nucleotide second messenger; adenylate cyclase-inhibiting G protein-coupled acetylcholine receptor signaling pathway; chemical synaptic transmission. Gene Ontology annotation, molecular function: G protein-coupled serotonin receptor activity; G protein-coupled acetylcholine receptor activity. The record is from RefSeq and is a predicted model, not a curated record.
UUCAAAACAGAGACGCCAAAGAAUUACACGAGAGUUAUGGCGAACACAGGGGGGUGGGGGUUCCUUAGAAUCUGCCAAGAGCUUGUACGGCCGUCCAAAAUCUGCGCCAUCACGUGACCGUAAAUGACAGUUUGCCGUUAGCGAGCGCGACGGACUCUGCCCCAAUGUGGCGUGGCUCGAACGAUCGUUCGAGUGUGUCAAAUGCAAUUGAGAUUUCACGCUAACGAUUUCGGCAAAUAAUAAUCUUUUGUCACGUUCGCAUCCAGGCUCGGAGAGGAUGAGACAAAUAAACGUGACAAAUGUCAAACUUGGAUUAAAAAUGAUGAAAUCUGAUAUGUGCAGUGUUUUAUGUUCAUGCACUUGCAAUUUAUGAGGCUAUAAUACAUUUCUUAAAAUAACUGAAGUGUUACAAUAACGCACUUUUCUGAACAUUUCAUUUCUUUUCAGAUCAAACCAAAUACAGACAGUAAUUCUUUAAAAUAGCUGCGUGCUGCUCCUACACUGAAGCUUUCCUUCUUACCUCGAUCUGAAACGUCAGUUCAAUAAAUUCCACUGCGAAGACUAGACAUUUUAAAAGCGGCGUCCUUCAAACUAUCGUUGAGCAGACUAACAACGUGAACCCGGGCGCAGAGAACUUUGAAAAUAACCGAGCAAUGAAAGACCAAGCAGCCACCGAGUGACAAGCAUGGAGAUGUGUCUAUGUCGCGAAUGCUAUUCACGCGCAGUGGGACGACUCAGCGAUGCUCUAGAGUCCGCAGGCCAGCGUCGCUGUCGCCAGCAUCACGCCGUUCCAUUCUGACGCAGCUCGACCGCUAUGGAGGACACUGAGCGGGAGUCCACCGACACCAUGUCCGCCGACUUUUUGAAGAACUUCUCGGACCCUCUGCUGGACCACGCCAUCGCCAGCAACGACCCGCUCGGCGGACACACGGUGCUCGAGGUGAUCGUCAUCGGCACGCUGACCGGCAUCGUCAGCCUCCUGACCAUCGUGGGUAACAUUCUGGUCAUGGUGGCCUUCAAGGUCAACCGGCAGCUCAAGACGGUCAACAACUACUUCCUGCUCAGCCUCGCCGUCGCCGACCUCAUCAUCGGCGUGGUCUCCAUGAACCUUUACACCACCUACAUCAUCAUGAGCCGCUGGGCUCUGGGCCAGGCCGCGUGUGACCUGUGGCUGGUGGUGGACUACGUGGCGAGCAACGCGUCCGUCAUGAACCUGCUGGUCAUCAGCUUCGACCGUUACCUGUCCAUCACGCGCCCGCUCAAGUACAAGGCGAAGCGAACGACCAAGCGCGUGGCCCUCAUGAUCGGCCUCGCGUGGGUCGUCUCGCUCGUGCUCUGGGGCCCGGCCAUCCUCUUCUGGCAGUACGUCGACGGCAAGCGCACCGUGCCAGACAACGAGUGCUUCAUCCAGUUCCUGUCCGUGCCGGCGAUCACCUUCGGCACGGCCAUCGCCGCGUUCUACCUGCCCGUGACCAUCAUGACGGUGCUCUACUGGCGCAUCUACCUGGAGACGCAGAAGAGAACACGGGAGCUCGCCGGGCUGCAGGGCUCUCAGUUCGAGUCCAGCAGCCGCAUCCUCACGCAGCCCGGCAGCUCGCGCCAGUCGAGCACGGCCGAGGGGACGGCCACGGACGCGGACCCCGCCCAGCCGGGACAAACCAAGCGGCCCUCCAAGUACGGCCUGCUCAAGCGAGUGAAGUCCAUAAAAUCGCGGGACGGCCGGGACCGAGCGCGCAAGGUGAAGUGGAACAGCGUGCGCGAGGGAGACCCCUCGCCCAUCCAUUCCCUCUGCUCCGACGAAGACGACGACCCUCCGCCGCAGAGGCCCAAGGCCAUCUUCUCCAUUGUGCUCACGUUCCCCGGCCACAAGGCCAUGCUGCACUCGCCAGAGCCGUCGGACGAGGAGGACACGGACGAGGAGCGCAGGACGCGGGGUGCUCGCGUCGCCAUGUCCAUCGCGAGCAAGAUGAUCGCAGCUUCCGCCAUCGCCGUCAAGGUGCCCGCCGCAAACGCCGCAAACGCCGCCGGCAACGCCAACUCCAAGAACGCCAACGCGACCGUGGGCCCCGAGAAGACGAACGGAAAGUGCGAGAAGGACGGCAGCGCCGCCGAUGCCGCAGCCGCAGCCGUCGCCGCCGCCGCCGCCACGACCGUCGCCAACGACUCGGACGCCGCCACCACCACUUCCGGUGCCGCGACUGGCGCCGUCGUCGCCGCCAACGGCCACGACGGCGCCAUCGCCUCGCCGGCGGCGAACGCCACCGCUGUCGCCGCCGCCACCGCCACACGCGACGAUCGAACGGAAGCCAACGCGGACAACUGCACACAGCAGCAGCAGCAGGGAGCGACAGGGGCCGAGUCCCCAGACGGGGAUGACACAGCCGCCCCGCCGGCCAACCCGGACAAAGCGGCGAGCGACGCGGAGAGCGCCCCCCCGGUGCGGCUGCCCGGAGGCAUCACCCUGAAGGAGGCGGUGGUGGCCAAGCAGUUUGCGGCGAAGGCCCGGAGCCGCAUCACCAAGCGGAAGCGCAUCACGCUCAUCAAGGAGAAGAAGGCAGCCAAGACUCUGAGCGCCAUUCUGCUGGCCUUCAUCAUCACCUGGCUGCCGUACAACAUCAUGGUGCUGGUGUCGACGUUCUGCGACAACUGCAUCCCGAAGGUUUGGUGGCGCCUCGGCUACUGGCUCUGCUACGUCAACAGCACCGUCAACCCGAUGUGCUACGCGCUGUGCAACAAGACCUUCCGAAAGACUUUCAAAUGGAUACUUCUGUGUCAGUGGGAGCGGUGGAAGACACAGGGUUACCUAUUCCCGCACAUGCAAUCCAUCAUUACUGGCAAAAGAUCAGCCACCAAUGGUAACAGAUAGGUGCCCCUGGCCGUAACUUGAUGUAGUGUUAUGCCCCUUUUUUGUGUGCAAUGGAAAAAAAUAUAUAUAUAAAAAGAAAAAAAUACGUGGCAAAAUAUGAAUGCAUACUUAUACAUAUGCACAGUAUAAGCCAUGUCAGGUUUAUUUUUUUGUGUGUUCACACAGUAAUAUGUUGCCUUUGUCCCGUUUCAAAAUGACACCGGUAUAUAUUGUACAAUGUAAACUAUUGUUCGAAGAAUAAGAAAAAAAAAGGAUAAAAAAAGUGUGAAAAAUCACUUCCAUACAAUGUUGUGCUGAUAUGAAGUGGUACAUUUUGUACAUGGUUCAUAUUAAAAUGUUUAAAU